Ostreobium quekettii is the source of this 969-nucleotide messenger RNA. NCBI's taxonomy places the organism in Eukaryota, Viridiplantae, Chlorophyta, Ulvophyceae, Bryopsidales, Ostreobiaceae. The record is from the annotation of a GenBank genome assembly.
AUGGACAACGGCCGCUCCAGCGCCUACCAGUGCCCUGCCCUGUACUCGGGGGCGUUUCGCCCCAGCAUCGCCUCGCCGGAGCCGGGGCAGACCUUCCUGUGGAAGGCAACGAAGCCGUUCGUCAACGGCGGGCUGAGCGGCAUGAUGGCCACCUGCAUCAUCCAGCCCAUCGACAUGAUCAAAGUCCGCAUACAGCUGGGCGCCAAGGGCAACCCGAUUGCUGUUGGCAUGGACAUAGCUCGAAAGCAAGGCGUCCUUGCCUUGUAUGAUGGACUCAGUGCCGGACUCCUCCGUCAGGCUACAUACACAACUGCCCGGUUGGGUAUAUUCAACACUCUGAGCGCAGAGUUGAAGCACAGGAACCAGGGACAGAACCUUCCACUUUGGAUGAAGGCUGCCUGUGGGUUGACUGCCGGAGGACUGGGUGCACUGGUGGGAACGCCCGCCGAUCUGUCCCUCAUCAGGAUGCAGGCAGAUGCAACACUGCCACCUGAGCAAAAACGGAAUUAUAAGAAUGUCAUGGAUGCUUUGCUCAGGAUCACCCGAGAGGAGGGCUUCUUUGGCCUGUUCCGUGGCGCUGCCCCCACUGUCACCCGAGCGAUGGCACUCAACAUGGGAAUGUUGGCAUCCAACGAUCAGGCUCGGGAGAUGCUGGUCGAUGCGGGGUUUGAAAAGGGAAGCUACGUGGUUGUUUUGGGUGGCUCCACCAUUGCAGGUUUCUUUGCUUCGGCUUGCAGCCUGCCAUUCGACUUCGUGAAGACUCGGAUGCAGCGCAUGACGGCCAACCCGGAUGGCACUAUGCCCUACAAGGGCUCCAUUGACUGCGCGGUGAAGACAUUCACGCAGGAGGGUCCCCUCAAGUUCUACACCGGCUUCCCGACGUACUUCAUCCGAAUCGCACCCCACGUCGCCAUGACGCUCGUGUUCCUGGAUGCGCUGAGAUACAUGCAAGGCAAAUUCGGGAUGUAG